CCAAACUCUGUUUUCUCUCUUUCCCUUCUGCUCUGUUUCUUAGUAGUAAACACAUCUUCUUUCUUAUAAUAAUUAAAAAAACAUGGAAUUGGAUGAAUUACGUUCAAUCUUGAAGAAUUCAAGUGUGGACUUAUGGAGUUUAAUUGACACAGCCAUUUCUGUAGCUAUUCUUGAUCAUGGAAAUGAGCUUCGCAGUCGAAGAGACGCCAUUGUUGAGAAACUCUAUGCUCCUCUGCUUUCUAACAAUUCUAAUUCUGAUAGAAAUUAUGAAAUCCCAAAAAAAAUUGAGAGAAAUAUUGAUGAUGAUCACAAGUUAAAAACAGAGGAAAAAAGUAAUGAAGAAGAUGUAGAGAUCAACAAAAUCCUCAGAAUCAAGAACCAUUUUGAAAUCCCAAAUCAGUCUGAGAAUUGCUUGGUUGAUCAGCUUCAAAGUCUUGCUGAAAUGGACAUUAAUUUCAAAGUUCUUGAGAAAACGGAUAUUGGAAGGCAUGUAAAUAAACUGCGAAAGCAUUCAUCAAAUGAAGUAAGAAGGCUCGUUAAACUACUAAUCAGGAGAUGGAAAGAUAUUGUUGAUGAAUGGGUGAGAUUAAAUACACUAGUGGAAGACACAGAUGGAGUGAAUAUUUCGAAUGGUUCAUCAUCUUAUUGCGAUCAUAAGCAUAGCGUAGAGAAGAAGAACAGCAUUAGUCCAUCGUCAAAACGCCUACGUGAGGAUUACCUAGAAGAACAUUAUGCCAAAAUAGGAAGGAGUAGAGAAGUGGACCUUGAAGACGUAGGCAAACCCAAAAACUCAGUGGUUGCUAACAGCAUUUCUGGAUUUGAAGCAAAAUACUGGUAGACAAUUAAUUCCCCUACUAUAUAGACUGCAAGUGGUACAAACACUUGAUGCAAUUGAGAGAAGCAAAGACUAAAUCUACCAAAUGA
Solanum verrucosum is the source of this 924-nucleotide messenger RNA. Its product is annotated as probable mediator of RNA polymerase II transcription subunit 26c. Bases 83 to 838 code for a protein of 251 amino acids. The record is from RefSeq and is a predicted model, not a curated record. NCBI's taxonomy places the organism in Eukaryota, Viridiplantae, Streptophyta, Magnoliopsida, Solanales, Solanaceae. The transcript has 8 exons. Gene Ontology annotation, cellular component: nucleus.